AUGUCCAGCUCGGGUAGUUUAGAUAGUCUUCUGGGGGGGGUCAAAUGCUGGGUCCACGAACCGAGCUGCUGCCCCUGACAGCCUUAGUGAGUCCGAGGCAGGGCCCGAGGUAGAGCUCGAGGAAGAUCUCGAGUUCGAGCCCGUAGGCCGAGUCACCUCGGGUAGCUUGGCAUCCACCUCCCGUCGAGGUCAGACGCCAGAUAAGUUCGGGCAUUCCACUAUGACGCCCGAGUGACUUCGGUCCCUUAUUGCUCAGUAUAACCUGCCCAGGGAGUAUACUUACAUUUUACCCUCGGGCGACUUCCCUUGGGAGCACGGUCCGGACGAGAUCGUGAUAUUCUGGGAGCAGCUUGUUGCCGGGCUGCGCCUUCCUUUCCAUCCCCUUAUCGUCGAGGUCAUGAAUCACUUCAGCGUUACUGUCGGUCAGCUCCACCCAAACUCCAUUCGUAACCUUGUUGGGACCAUCUCCCUUUGUUGCGAACAUUGCCUUCCAUUGGACCUGGAAAUCUUUUCCGCCAUUCUUAUGCUCAAGAAGCAAGCGGGUCCCCUGCCUGGGCGUAGGCGGGCCUACUACUUGUCUCCUCGUCCGAGGUUCAAGCUUUUGCACGAUCUUCCGAAUAAGGUCCCAACACGGAAGCGGGACUACUUCGUGGUUCGAAGUGCUAUGGGGUGGCCGUUUCCUACCGAGUGGGGAUUGGUUGAUCCUGAUCCCGAUGCCACGUUAGAUAAAGAUACGGCGAAGGGCCUCUAGGACUGGGCCCGGCUUGAGCUCGAAUGUCGAGACUACCUGACGGAGGCCAAGCUUAUUCAGGCCGGUCUGAGUUCAGGUAGGUUUCUUGCUUAGAGGCUUGCUUUUGCUUUGUUUUUAUUCUCGUCUUUUGACGUCGAUCUCCUUUUUGCAAGUGUUAUGGAGGCAGAGAAGACUUGAGGUGCGAGCUUGUUUGAUGGUAUGAGGAGGAGGAAGCGAGCCGCUAAGCGGGUCCGUGCCGAUCCUUCCCGGGUUGCGGAGCCCAAGGCACCGAGCCCUCUGAGAAUGGAGCCUUUCGGGGAGCCCAAGGUGGCCCCUCCAAUUCAGGAAGCGACAGGGGUCCCUUAUGCCGAUACUGCUUAUACCCGGGCUGUGCCUUCAGGCUCGGGAAGUCAGGAUGGGGUUGGGAGCGUGCUGACGCCGAGCUACGCUCUCCGAAAAAGUAAGAAUGCUACCUGCCCUGAGGUGGUCGCGGCGUGGGCCGAUCUUCCUCCGAAUCACAUAGGCGCGCAUGCUGCUACUCACGCCAUGGUGGUGAACUCCUCUAUCCACACUAACACUCCAGGCGGAGAGGGGAUUGAAGCGAGCGCAAGCUGUCGAAGAGGCUUCCCGCGCUGCGCGAAUCGAGCUAACGAGGUCUCGGAGGGACAACGAGGCCUUGGGAUUGGUGGUGAAACACAUGGCGGACCUAAAGCUGGACCUGGAGUAUCAGGUCGAGUACCUUCAGGAUGAUAUCAGGGAGAAGACUGAGAUCUUCUCUCAGGCCAUCGAGGAGGCGAAGGUGAAGGCCGUUCACGAUUACAUCGCUUCGCCACGCUUUGACGACAUGAUGGUGGGCUCGUACAGAAGGGGUUUCAAGUUGAGCCGAUGGAUGAUAAGGAAUACGUACCCCGAGCUCGACAUUAGUGCCAUAACCACUUCGCGCAUCACUUAGGAAAUGGCUGCCGCAACUGAUGAUGAUGCGGAUUCCGAAGACGAAGCGGGACCUUCGGGUAUUGUCGAAGUCCCUUCCGAAGGCGAGGAAGAUGUACCUCCGGGCAUGUGAGCUCGUUGCUGUUGCUGUUUUUUUUUUUUUGGAAUGAAAUGUAAGCAAAAUUAUUUUGCAAUGAAUAGUCCCCUUUUUUGGUUAAGUGUUGGGCAAUCAUUUUCUCUUUUCGCUGAACUGACUAUGUUGUUGAACUGCUAGACUUAGGCCCCGAGGUGAGUUAACAUAGUAAGGCUAUACACCCGAUCUGUUCUCCGCCUGGGUUAGUUAACAUAGGCUAGAAUUGGGUCCUGGGCUAUGCACCUCGAGAUCCAUACUCGUGCAGCCUGCUUCGUUGAUGAGGUGUCGAGGUCAUCUUCAGCUCGACAUUCUGGCCCUUAUGGUGCCGAGGUCCUUGUUAGCUCGGCAUUCUGGCCCUUAGGCUCUGGUAGUGGCUCAUGGCCUACUUAGUUUGAUAAUUUAUAGGUAAUAUCGUCUUAAGUUGGCGAUGUUCCAUGCCAGGGGUAUUUGUUUAUCCUCUAGGGUCUCGAGCUCGUAUGCUCCCCCGAGUGCUCUCUUUACUUGGUAGGGUCAUUCCCAGUUCGGCCCCAGUUUUCCAACGUCGGGCUCAAGUACCAUGACCUUGCGGAGAACCAGGUCGCCGACGCAGAAGUUUCGUCUCUUAACUCUGGCAUUG
Molecule: messenger RNA, 2409 nt
Organism: Nelumbo nucifera (sacred lotus)
Lineage: Eukaryota; Viridiplantae; Streptophyta; Magnoliopsida; Proteales; Nelumbonaceae
Source: RefSeq, a predicted model, not a curated record